Molecule: messenger RNA, 1864 nt
Organism: Poecile atricapillus (Black-capped chickadee)
Lineage: Eukaryota; Metazoa; Chordata; Aves; Passeriformes; Paridae
Product: carboxypeptidase A1-like
Exons: 11
Coding region: 545-1807 (420 amino acids)
Biological process (GO): proteolysis
Molecular function (GO): metallocarboxypeptidase activity; zinc ion binding
Source: RefSeq, a predicted model, not a curated record
UCCAUCAUCCCUUCCUGGGGGGCUACAAGGAGGGAUGUGGGGUAUCCUCAGGGCCAUCUCUCAAGGUGUUUCUAGGUGUUUGCUGCUUAUUUUUGGCUCCUGGGACAAAUGUCACCUGCUCUGACCUCUGUCCUGGGCCAAGCUUUACGCCGCUUUCCUCGGACAAAUUUUAAACCAAAUUUUCCCCAGCACCGCGGUUUAGGGAUCCAGCUCACCAAGCCCUGAGUGAAAAUCUGGAUUUUGCGCUUUCUCAACCCAAACUGAUCCUUUCCCUCCCCUCAGCUGGCGCUGGGGAUUUUGGCACCUCCCGGUGUCACCUUGUUGACUCAGCGCGGCCCCAGCCGGUUCCUGGGACAGGUUUGGCCGGGACUGGGAGUGCCUGGAUGGGGACGGCGGGGCCUGACCUUGGCUGGUGACGGCUGGAGCCUGCCCAGGGCCCUGGGAAAAGGGACAGCUGGAGGGGCCGGGCUGGGGCCGCCAUCCCAUGGGAUUUAAGAGGCUCCAGGGCGCUGUUGGGAUGUGAGACCGGCUGUCCCCGCUGACCAUGAGGCUCCCCGUGCUCCUGGCUGCCCUGGUGGCAGUGGCCGCCUGCACCGAGACCUUUGUUGGGCACCAGGUGCUGCGCGUCGUUCCCCAGAGCGAUGAGGAGCUGCAGAAGGUGCAGGAGCUGCAGGAGCUGGAGCAUCUGCAGCUGGAUUUCUGGCUGUCUCCCCGCGGGCUCGGACUUCCCGUGGACGUCCGCGUGCCCUUCCCCAGCCUGCAGGCGGUCAAAGCCCACCUGGAGGCCGCUGGGGUCUCCUAUUCCAUCAUGAUCGAGGAUGUGCAGGCCCUGCUGGAUGAAGAGCAGACGGAGAUGCUCCGCAGCAGCCGCGUGCUGGCCCUCAGCACCGACACCUUCAACUACGAGGCCUACCACACCAUAGAUGAGAUCUACAACUUCAUGGACAUGCUGGUGGCCGAGAACCCCAACCUGGUGAGCAAGCUGGAGAUCGGCCGCUCGACCGAGAACCGUCCCCUCUACGUGCUCAAGUUCAGCACGGGGGGCACGAACCGCCCGGCCGUCUGGAUCGACACCGGCAUCCACUCCCGCGAGUGGGUCACCCAGGCCAGCGGAGUCUGGUUUGCCAAGAAGAUUGUCCAGGAUCACGCGAAUAACGAAGGUGUGGCCUCCAUCCUGGAGACGAUGGACAUCUUCCUGGAGAUCGUCACCAACCCAGACGGCUUUGCCUUCACCCACACCACGAACCGCAUGUGGCGCAAGACCAGGUCCAAGCACUCGGGCUCCAUCUGUGUCGGAGUGGACCCCAACCGCAACUGGGACGCGGGUUUUGGAGGGGCCGGAGCCAGCGGAAACCCCUGCACGGAGACGUACCACGGACCCUACCCCAACUCGGAGCCCGAGGUGAAAUCCAUCGUGGACUUUGUCAAGAGCCACGGCAACAUCAAGGCUUUCGUCUCCAUCCACAGCUAUUCCCAGCUCCUGCUCUAUCCCUACGGCUACACCAAGACCCCGGUGCCGGACCAGCAGGAACUGCACGAGCUUUCUGCCAAGGCCGUGGCAGCUCUGUCCUCCCUGCACGGCACCAAGUACAAGUACGGCAGCAUCAUCACCACCAUCUACCAAGCAAGUGGAGGAACCAUCGACUGGACCUACAACCAGGGGAUUAAAUAUUCCUUCACCUUCGAGCUGCGGGACACGGGGCGUUACGGAUUCCUGCUUCCCGCCAAGCAGAUCGUUCCCACCGCCGAGGAGACCUGGCUGGCGCUGAAGGUCAUCAUGGAGCACGCCCGGGACAACAUGUACUGAGCUGGGAUCGGGGCUGGAGCAGCUGGAGAGGAGGAAGAAGGCAAUCAAGAGAUAAAU